UAUUUAUUUAGAAGCCUAUCUUUAAGCUCGGUCAGUCUGCGAAACACCACAAGUGUUCACUUGGGAUUGAUGGCGUGAAGCAGCGUGGAGCACCUGACCAUGUGCAUUUUAUAGCUUGCGGCAGCUGCUGCACCUGUGACCAUGAGUGGGUUAAUGCUGCCUGUCUAGCUGACAGCAGGACAGAGGGAGGAAAGGGAAGCUUAAAUGAGUGAGAGGCAGGGGGCAGAGGAGGAGGAGGAGUGACAGAAUGAUAGAGUGAAUUAAUUCAACCUUAGCCAGCCCUGAUUGACUCGGCACCAAACUGGCAUGUACAAACAUUCACAGUGACACCAAAGGCAUGGAGGGAGAAAAGAGGAAUGAUAUGUCCUUGUCUAGAAAAAGAAGUUUCACUUUUGGGGCAUAUGGCAGUGUGGACAGAUUCACAUGUGGUGAUGAGACUCGACCUGAAUCUGCAGAGGACAGAAUUCUGGACAUCCUGGACUCUCCUGCCAGUGAGAGCAAGCCUUUCCUUUCUUCCAGCAGCAACCAGAGGGACUCGGAGCUGUUUGAAAUCAUUGAGAAGCUGCAGGGCAGCAGGAUCGAUGAGCAACGGUGUGAAUUUCCCCUGCCUCUGAAGUCCCCACUUUUGACAAUUGGAAAAGAACUGCCGCUUAUCCUCCCUUCGAAAUUGGGAGGCUACUGGAUAGACCCCCCUCUGGACAGACUGGUAGAUGUGAGUCCCACCUCUUCCCACUAUGGCCUUGAUCCAGAGAGCUAUGACAUCAUGGAGAGAGAUGGUGAGGCCAAAAUCUAUCAUGAGUUCUUCCGCUCACGAUACCAUCACUCAUUCACAGCAGUGGAUCCAACUUUGGGACCACUGGUUCUCUCGGUGUGUUUGGAGGAAGAGGAGGAUAAGCUCAGGGUGAUACUAAGGAUAAAAGAGUGCUCUCUGCACGGAGUCUUCUCUGUGUGUCUUUUCCCCACCAUGCCAUCUGCAGUUGAAUUAGCAAAGAUGCUUUGUGACAGAGUGACUGUGUCAAAGUUUGACGUGGUCUGCCACCUCAAGGCUCCAGAACUAAUAGCCACGUUUGAUGAACACAGAGUGUCUCCUAAUUUCAAGUUUGGUGUUUUGUACCAAAAGAAGAGGCAGUUCACUGAGGAGGAAAUACUGAGUAACACUGAGGAAAGUGAGGAGUUUAAAGAGUUCCUGUCUAUUCUGGGAGAGACAGUUGAGCUGCAAGGAUUCACAGGCUUUAGGGGAGGUCUAGAUGUGUGUCAUGGUCAGACAGGACGUGAAGCAGUCUACACUUCCUUUCACGGGAGAGAAAUUAUGUUUCAUGUGGCAACUAAACUGCCUUACACAGAGGGUGACCCACAGCAGCUACAAAGAAAAAGACACAUCGGUAAUGACAUUGUAGCUUUGAUCUACCAGGACGGCCAAACUCCUUUUCUGUCUGAUGUCAUCAAGUCUCACUUCCUGCAUUGUUUUCUUGUUGUCCGGAGGAUUAAGAGGGAAGAGGAGGCAGGUGGAGUAGCAUAUCAGGUGUCUGUCACAGCAAGAGAAGAUGUUCCCCCCUUUGGGCCAGUGCUCCCAGAUCCCCCUGUCUUUACAGAUAAUUCAAAGCUGAGAGAGUUCCUACUGGCCAAACUCAUCAAUGCAGAAAUAUCCUGCUAUAAGGCUGAGCAGUUCAGCAAACUGGAGCUCCGUACUCGUUCAUCACUCUUGGAGAACUUGCAGGCUGAACUCUUCACCCGUUCCCAGUGCAUGAUGGGGGAUCGAUCACUGAUUACUGCCCCCACUUCAGAGGGCCUGCGGGGACCAUCUGAAGGAAGUGGGGGAUUUAUUGAAAAUUUUAAGAGAGCCAUCAGAGUGCGGAGUCAUUCUUUUGAGACUCUUGGGGUCCCCAGGAAGAGUGCUGGCAGCACAUCGCAGAAGCCUAAGACAGAGAAAGAUGGAGAUAGUGACAAAUCUUCAGGACCUCUGCCCGCUCUCACUGACAGUUUGGGGGCAGCUGAACUCAAAGAUCAAGCAAGUCCUCAAGAAGAGAUAUAAAAGGAGGAACUAACUUGUAGAUUUUAGACAUAAACAUAAAUAUAGCUAUUGCUAGCCUGCAGGGUUAGACUUUAAUAUCCUGGUGGAUGGCCUAUAUGUAAAUAGAGUGUAAUAGUUUUUCUGAAGAUAUAAUUAUAUGACUGUUAUAGGAGUGAUAUUCUAGAGAAUCUUUAAUUGAAAAGUUUGGCAUAAAACUGAUGAGAAUGAGAGUUAAAAAUGAUAUGACAAAAUAAGCUUUAUGCCAGUGACUGAAUUUGCGUAAAGACAACGGGGUACAGUGAAUUCAAUUAAAAUGAACAUACAAUGUAGACAAUAAAAG
Molecule: messenger RNA, 2351 nt
Organism: Archocentrus centrarchus (flier cichlid)
Lineage: Eukaryota; Metazoa; Chordata; Actinopteri; Cichliformes; Cichlidae
Gene: rap1gapl
Product: RAP1 GTPase activating protein-like
Exons: 19
Coding region: 338-2032 (564 amino acids)
Biological process (GO): regulation of small GTPase mediated signal transduction
Cellular component (GO): cytoplasm
Molecular function (GO): GTPase activator activity
Source: RefSeq, a predicted model, not a curated record